Messenger RNA from Maudiozyma saulgeensis, 1197 nucleotides. The record is from the annotation of a GenBank genome assembly. NCBI's taxonomy places the organism in Eukaryota, Fungi, Ascomycota, Saccharomycetes, Saccharomycetales, Saccharomycetaceae.
AUGACUGAAACUACUACAGUAGAUCCGCAAGUUGCUUACGACUUAAUUACAAAAAAUUUACAAGAAGUUUUAAAUCCACAAAUCAUUAAAAAUGUUCUUGAAGUUGAAAAGAGACAUUUGAAAUUAUACUGGGGUACAGCACCAACAGGUAGACCACAUUGUGGUUAUUUUGUUGCAAUGACAAAAUUAGCAGAUUUUUUAAAAGCAGGUUGUGAAGUUACGGUUUUAUUGGCAGAUUUACAUGCUUUCUUAGAUAAUAUGAAAGCACCAUUAGAAGUUGUUAACUACAGAGCUAAAUAUUAUGAAUGUUCAAUUAAAGCAAUUUUAAGAUCAAUUAAUGUCCCAAUUGAAAAAUUAAAAUUUGUUGUUGGUUCAUCUUAUCAAAAAGGUGGUGAAUAUACUCUUGAUAUUUUUAAAUUAUCAAAUAUUGUUUCACAAAAUGACGCAAAGAGAGCUGGUGCCGAUGUGGUUAAACAAGUUGCAAACCCAUUAUUAUCUGGUUUAAUUUAUCCAUUAAUGCAAGCUCUUGAUGAACAUUAUUUAGAUGUUGAUGCUCAAUUUGGUGGUGUUGAUCAAAGAAAAAUUUUUGUACUUGCUGAAGAAAAUUUAGAAAAAAUUGGUUAUAAAAAAAGAGCACAUUUAAUGAAUCCAAUGGUACCAGGGUUAGGUCAAGGUGGUAAAAUGUCAGCAUCUGAUCCAAAUUCAAAAAUCGAUCUUUUGGAAGAACCAAAAAUUGUUAAAAAGAAAAUUAAUGGUGCUUUUUGUUCUCCAGGUAAUGUUGAAGAAAAUGGUUUAUUAUCAUUUAUUGAAUUUGUUGUUGCACCAAUUCAACAAUUAAAAUUUGGUGAUGAUUAUUUUGAAUUUUUCAUUGAUAGACCAGAAAAAUUCGGUGGUCCAAUUACUUAUAAAUCAUUCCAAGAAUUGAAACAAUCCUUUAAAGAUGAAAAAUUAUCUCCACCUGAUUUAAAAAUCGGUACCGCUGAUGCCAUUAAUCAAUUAUUAGCUCCAAUUAGAGAAGAAUACGCUAACAAUAAAGAAUAUCAAGAAGCUAAUGAAAAGGGUUAUCCAGUAGCUGUACCAGAAAAGACAAAGAAAGCAAAGAAACCAAAAAAUAAAGGUAGUAGAUACCCAGGUGCUCAAAAGACUGAUGAAAAUAUUAAAGAAGUUACAGAAGAUUUAAAGAAGGCUUCAGUAUAA